Molecule: messenger RNA, 17003 nt
Organism: Chelonia mydas (Green sea turtle)
Lineage: Eukaryota; Metazoa; Chordata; Testudines; Cheloniidae
Gene: MAPK10
Product: mitogen-activated protein kinase 10
Exons: 18
Coding region: 824-2341 (505 amino acids)
Biological process (GO): protein phosphorylation; JNK cascade
Cellular component (GO): nucleus; cytoplasm
Molecular function (GO): ATP binding; JUN kinase activity
Source: RefSeq, a predicted model, not a curated record
GUACCUAGCUUUGUAGCUGGUUGCUGAGAAGGGUUGCAGGCUGCAGUCACCCUUUGAGUGGAGGAAGUUGGAGGCUGGCAAACCCAGAGAAGUGGGAAGCUAUAUGUGUACAAAGAAACCAGGGAAAUAGCAGUAAGAGGUAGAACUGUACAGGGACUGCGGCUGCUUGUUGUAAGGUCCCUGGCUUAGAACCCAGUGUAGAGUGUGGGCCUUGGUUUCCCUACCAGCCACUGCGGAGUAGCAAGUGCAUUGGAGGCACCAGGAAGCAGGUCUGGAAAGAUUGAAUUUCCUGGAGGGGAUGACUUUGUGGCUUGGCUCUCCAGUCAUCUCACUAGAGAGGAAGCUGCAGACUUGGGAGAGAGUGGGGCCAUAAACCAAGACAAGAUAGUAGAAGACUACACCAGAGGGAGAGUGCAAGCUGACAGAGCUAAUGCCCAGGAUGGCCAGCAGGAGGUGCUGCUUAUGCCUGUGGAAGGUCUGGACUGGAGACUUGAGAGCCAGGGAAGCUGGGCUAUGUUGCAAGUAGUCCUGAGGAAAGAAUUAAGUGGAUGUUUGAAGCUGAAGCAGAUGGGCCAUGGUCACACUGCCAGAGUCUUGCUAUGGCUGCAUACCCUGGAAGGCGAGGAGUAAGCCAACGUACCAGCAGGAGGAGACUGUGGACCUGCAAGGGAAACUGAGGCAUAGUUGUACCUCUUAAUGGAGAGGGCUAGCAUUAGAAAUUGGUACCAGCAGCAGGCCAGAUUCAGCUAUGGGAAUUCAGGCAUGAAGUUGACCCCUCUCAAUCAUUUCCUAUAGAUGAGACAUAGGACAAGCUGUGGUAUUUAUGAGCCGGCAUUUCUUGUACUACUGCAGUGAACCUACCCUGGAUGUGAAGAUUGCCUUUUGUCAGAUGAGGAAGGGACACUAUGACAAGGGUUUCAAAAAAUUAUCAAUAGAAACAAACUCGACAAGAAGGCAAAGAAUACUUGGCUUGUCAGAGGGAUUUGGGAAACAAGUGGAUGUGUCAUAUAUUGCCAAACAUUACAACAUGAGCAAAAGCAAAGUUGACAACCAGUUCUACAGCGUGGAAGUAGGUGACUCGACCUUCACCGUUCUCAAGCGCUACCAGAACUUAAAACCUAUUGGCUCUGGGGCUCAGGGAAUAGUUUGCGCUGCAUAUGAUGCCGUCCUUGACAGAAAUGUGGCUAUUAAGAAGCUCAGCCGACCAUUUCAGAAUCAAACGCACGCCAAACGAGCUUACAGGGAGCUGGUCCUCAUGAAGUGUGUGAAUCAUAAAAAUAUUAUCAGUUUAUUAAAUGUCUUCACACCACAGAAAUCUCUGGAGGAAUUCCAGGAUGUUUACCUGGUAAUGGAGUUGAUGGAUGCCAACUUGUGCCAGGUGAUUCAGAUGGAAUUAGACCAUGAACGAAUGUCUUACCUGCUCUACCAAAUGCUGUGUGGGAUCAAGCACCUUCACUCUGCGGGAAUCAUUCACAGGGACUUAAAACCAAGUAAUAUUGUGGUAAAGUCCGAUUGCACGUUGAAGAUUCUGGACUUUGGACUGGCCAGGACUGCAGGCACCAGCUUCAUGAUGACUCCCUAUGUGGUGACACGUUAUUACAGAGCACCAGAGGUCAUCUUGGGAAUGGGCUACAAGGAGAAUGUUGACAUGUGGUCAAUAGGGUGCAUCAUGGGAGAAAUGAUUAAAGGUGCUGUGUUGUUUCCUGGCACUGAUCAUAUUGACCAGUGGAAUAAAGUAAUUGAGCAGCUGGGAACACCAUGCCCAGAAUUCAUGAAGAAGCUACAACCCACAGUGCGGAACUACGUUGAGAACCGACCUAAGUAUGCUGGUCUCACUUUCCCCAAACUUUUCCCAGAUUCUCUCUUCCCAGCCGACUCAGAACACAACAAACUCAAAGCCAGCCAAGCCAGGGACCUUUUGUCAAAGAUGUUGGUGAUUGACCCAGCCAAGCGGAUAUCAGUGGAUGAAGCCUUACAGCAUCCAUACAUUAAUGUGUGGUAUGACCCUGCAGAAGUGGAGGCGUGGAGUGUUUUCUGCUCACCAGACUUAAAAAAGCCUCCUCCUCAGAUAUAUGAUAAACAGCUGGAUGAAAGAGAACAUACGAUUGAGGAAUGGAAAGAAUUGAUCUACAAGGAAGUAAUGAAUUCUGAAGAAAAAACUAAAAAUGGAGUAGUAAAAGGACAGCCUUCUCCUUCAGGUGCAGCAGUGAACAGCAGCGAAAGCCUCCCUCCAUCCUCAUCUGUCAACGACAUCUCCUCCAUGUCCACUGACCAAACCCUGGCAUCUGACACCGAUAGCAGCUUGGAAGCUUCUGCAGGACCCCUCGGUUGUUGCAGGUGACUAGCCGCCUGCCUGCGAAACCCAACGUUCUUCAGAAGAUGAGGCAAUUUAGGGGGAAAAUAAUAACAAGAAUAAACGAUGGAAAGGAAGAGAAAUAAAAGAUAAAGAUUUAAAUGAAACAAAACCCUUUUCAGCCUGCUUCUCCUACAGAGUUAUGUAAUGCAGCUAAGCUCAAGUAUAUAUUUAACUUAUAGUUGCUCUGCUUUGGUCUUCUUCCAAUGAUGCUUACUGAAAAAAAAGGGAAUUAAAGAAGCCUUUUUUUCCCCAUGAAAUGUAAAAUUAAUGGCUGCAAAACCAGCAACCUGCAACUGUCCUUUUUCACACUGGCAUGACAAGGUGUGCAGUAGCCACUCUACAUAUGUAUGUGUGUGUAUCUGAUUUCACUAUCUUGCUAAUCUAUUUUACUACUUCUGGCCACUUAGAUAUAGAUACACACACAUUUAUCUCAGUACAUGUACAGCAAACAUACACAAAUGUGUAUGAUAGUAUGUGCAACUGUGUAUCUCUAUACAUUAUAUACAGAUACGCAGUGUGCACUCUAGAACUAAUUGGCCCAUUUCAUGUGAACAUCUGUAACAUAUUGCCAGUAUAUAAUCUGUUCUGUUUGUUCAUUAAGUUGUAUAUCAUAUAAGAUUUGUAAAAGCAAAAAUAAGUCAAGCCUGAGCUCUCUCAGACCCUUGAAGAUGUAGCACCCCAAUUUCAACUGAUAUAUAUAUUUUUAAUAAUACUGGUUUGUACGGAGGAUGCACAGAAUGGAGAUUUACAAGGAAAAUGUGCAUCAGUUGUGCAUGCUAACAUUUGUUGCUUUGAUUUUUAGCACAGAUAUGAGCUAGGACCAGGUUAAAAGGAAGCACAUCUAUCUUUGGGAGCUGUUGGGGUUGAGGAUGGAGGAGUUGUCCUGUGAAUACCUAAUAUCUCAGCCCACAAGGACUUCAGAGACACACUUUUCAUAGUGAUAAUACAGUGAGUUACUUUUCUUAGCUUAUAGAUAGGCUUAUCAUUGUUAAUUAUAAUGUGUAUGUGUGUGUUAGGGGCUAAAAUGUGGGGGAUAGGCUCAGAUAACAACAAGAAGGAUGUACACAAUUUUUAUGUAUCAUUUAUGACUAGGUGCUUGGUCAGCCAGGAUUGCAGACAAGGGAUGUUUGCAGUCUACUCCCUCUCUAGGUGUUUGUUGCUGCAAAGGAGUUGAAUUCCCUUUAAAUAAUUUCCCUUGUGGGAAUUACAUUACUUGGACACCACUGAUUCUAUAGUUCCUUUCAGCCUUUCCCCCCCGCCCCCUGGUGACAAAUCAGCUGAUUCCUCAAAGUGCUUCAUCAACUGGGCUACACCUAGCAGGUUAGUAAAUUGAAUGGUCAAAUAUUCUCAUACAUUUAAUAUGCUUUGCCUUUAUUUAACAGCCAGGAGCCAAGCUGAGAGUGUAACAAUCUGGAUCUCAGGCAGCUUUUGCAUAUUUCCAAAGAAGCCAAUAUUGAGUAAAUAUCAAUUGAAUUUUGAUGGAUAAUAAUACUUUGGACCUGCAGCAGAGAGUAGUGUCAGGUCUUUUAACAGCAUACAGCAACACGACACAAUUGUUUAGGGCAACUGAAGAACUGUUUUUCCUCCUGAAACAGCAAUGAGAAUUUUAGGUAGGCAAAAUGCAACUGUCUGAGUUGGACUUUAGCCAGGAUUCUAGGGUUCACAUCUCUCUCCUCUUAUCCAAAUGUGCUGUGCCAUCUGUAAUGUAUGCCUCAUCCAAAUGGCAGGAAAAGUUAAUUUAAAUAGCUUAUUCUAUUUAACUGUAAUGUAUGACAAUUUUUGAAUCUAUAAAUAUUUGAUUGGACAGUUGACAAAUCUGCCAUCCCUAAACUGGGGAAAAUAUCUGAAUAUCAACUGAGAUUUUGUCCAAAGUAAAAAGCAAAGAAUAAAGCUUCCACUCAAGUAUGUAAAAUAAAAAUAAAGAAUAAAUGUAAUGUAAACUCAGAGUUAAUAGCUCUGAGUGGUCUUGAAAUUACACUAUAAAGUAAUUUUUCCCCAGGUAUGUUUUGGUGGCUUUUUUUCCAUGACAUUUUUUCAUAUAUUGAAAACAAAAUUAUGUAUGUAAUUUUUCAAAAAAACUCAGUUUCAGCAGUAGGUGUGAAAGCAAUAAGUAUAAACAAUAAAGUACUACUGCUAAUAGAUUUAGCAAUAUUCUCUCUUAAAGCCAUGAAACAUCAAAUCAUCGUUUAGCAACAUGACCUUAAUCCAGCCUCAGGUGAAUGCAAAUACUCGUGAAAGUGUUUAAAGGGAUACCACAAUGCAUUGUAGGUGUGUCAAAAGCAAUAACACCGAGGGGGAUUCCCUAGCAAUAAUAGCAGUUAUCAGCUCCAGAUUUCCAUCAUCAUAGAUUAACACUAGUAAAAUAUAGAGAAUUCACCUCCAUUUUAGGUUGUCUUCUCAACCGAAAAAAGGGUGAGCCUCUUGGAGUGACAGAUUAUUAAAUGAGUGCAACUAACCACAAACAUGCCAUAGAAUUUCAGAACAAUUUCUGGGAAGUGCUUCGUAGAGAGCUACUUAAAGUGUGUGGAAACUCUCCCAAGUUUCAUCUGUCAAAACUAGAACAACGACCACUCUCUUGUGCAGUACAAUUCAUUUUUCCCUGGGCUCAUGAAAAGGGAUGCGGUCACCAUAAAAGACGUCCCAGUGAUUGAUUGGCACUAUAGGAAUCCCUAAGAUAGAGAAUACAGUUUAUCUAAAUGCCCAUCUAAGGCCCUGAUUCAUCUAAACACCAAUGCAUGUGCCUAAGUCACACACAGGUCAAUGGGAUUUACUUAUAAUUAAGCAUAUGCUUUAGUUCUUUGCUGAAUAGGGAUGAACAUAGUUAAGUGCUUUGCUGAGUUGUGGCCUAAGUAAACAAUCAUAGCAUUUCUUUUUAUCCUUAAAUUUGUCAAUCUUCCUUUUGGGCAGCUCUGCUCUUUGAAGGGUGCAAGGCUCUCCACCCUGGACAAAGCUAUCAGCAAAUGAGCAAUAGACCUUGUCGGAUCUGUCAGAGCUGGAGUAACAACCCCUCAAACCUGAAUAGUAUCAUUCAUUUUCCCUUGGCUCAGGAAGUUGAUGCUGUCAGCAUGUAACCUAAAGGAAUACAGGUACCGAUCAACUAGAAACUACAGUGACUGAUGCUCUGUAAAUACCUAUGGAUAGAUAAAAACCUUCAUAGCUUCUAGAAGUUCCAGACAUCGGUGUUUCAAGCCUUUUCUUCAUUAGUUCAAUAUUGUAGCCAGCAUGAAAUGAUGGUUGCUCUUAUUCUCUCUCUUGCAAGUGAUUUUUAAAUCUACCUCUGUUUUUAAUAAUAUUAAUACAUACCUCGCACUUAUAUGCUUUCAAAGUGCUUUACAGCUAAAAUAAUGGAGAGAAUGAGAGACAUUCUGGCUAAGGGCUAGAUUUAAUGCCUGAAGCUGCCGAUAGGAACCUAUGCACUUUUGAAAUAUCCCACUAGGCACCUAACUGUCAUUGACUUCCAUUGAAGUUAGGUGCUUUUGAAAAUUCCAUUAGGCACCUAUCUGCAUCUUCAGGUGUCUGAUACCUUUUAAUACCUGCCCUUAAGUGACUUCCUUAAAUCAUGUUGAUAGCCACUGGCAGAGUAAGGUGAUCGCCAAUCUCUGUUCUGAACACUAGUUAAAGUCACUUUAAGAAACUGUAAAAGGAGGAAAUGAUUGAAGAACCUUUCCAAUGGGGCUACUACAUCUUCAGGGGCAUCUUCCUAAGUUUCUGGAUGGUAUGAGAACCCUACAGGAAUUACAGUGAACUAAUGCUUCUAAGAGACUGAUAUUUUUCCUUGUUUGAACGUGAAGGAGGUUGAAAUAAACAGAUGGUUAUGCAGAUCUAGCUAUUGGUAUGGAGAUUAACCUUGCUCCUGCAAACUUGAUGGCUGUUGGAAGAGUGGUUUCUUUUUAGGCUUGCUCUGGUUAUGCAACACCCACAAUGCAUGACUGACUAAUCAUUUCCCUUAUAGAAAAAUAUAGAAUGUAACAGAAAAUUAUCACCAGCCUAUAGAAUUUAAAUAGAGGUAUAAUUUUCUGCUAUAGGAUUCUAAAGAUUGGUUCACUAAAUCUCCAUAAAGGAUAAUAUCCAGAGAGCCCUACUGGUUUCAAUAAAUUCUAAAGAAACAUUCCAUGAGGAUUGUAAAGUAUCUUUAGACAAUUAAAGUAUUUCUUUAAGUUGGUCCAACACUGAGAUGUUUGCAUUCUUCUUCUGAAUUAUUCUAGUUUACAUGGGAUGCCUGAUGUACCCUCAAGUUCAGUAGAAUACUGCAUCACAUAGCGUGGAAGUACACUUCUGGUAGCUUAUUUUGUUUAUCAAAAACAGAACCUAGAUGACGAACACAUCCCUAAUUCAGUGAAUUUUUCCUCUUGAAAUUCUUUUCUUCAUGGCAUAAAUCUGUAACUCCAAGAGGUGGCAACAUUGGCUAGAUCAGAUGAUGCUGUGACAGUACCACUCACUUUGCUAAAUUUACAAGCCAAGCUGAGGCUCCCAUAUGUGGUUUCACCUUCAGGCUGUUACCUGGUGCUUACUGAAAAAACUAGACUUAUGUUAGUGCCCUGAGGACAAUUUCCAUAACACUGUCCCUUCAUUAAAUCCCAUCCAAGUUGAUACUAUUGAGUAGAGCUGGUUGGAAGUUUUCUAACAACAAUUUUUUUUCAUCUGAACAUGCUGAUUCAUCAGAACCCAAACUGUUCAUGAGACAGGGUUGGUUUUGAUGAAGCUUCCAAUUUGAAAAAAUUUGGAGGGAGAAAAAGGUUUUGAAAUUGCCACAAGUCCCAAGUUGACCUGAUCUGCUUUGUAUUAUUAUGAUCAGGUUGCAGAAGUUUUUCAAGAUUUUCCCUAUUUGGGACAAGACAAAUUUUCAAAAUCUCUAAAAUUCUCAACCCAGCUAUACUGUUUAUUGUUUCUGAGGAGAGGAACACAGAAUGAAAACCUGUUGGGAAAGAAUUAGAUUUUUGUUAAAUAGUCAGGCAAACACAAGUGUGAGUUAGGUGUUUAGGUUUGUAUUUUUUCUGCGUGCACGAGUGGGUGUGUAUUUUUAGGUUCUUCAUGAUAUACUAAUAUUUGAUCCAAAUUUCUUAAUGUGGAAAACGACCCUGUAAACUUAAUCAAACCUUGCAUCUUCAAGAAUCUGAUAGUUGUGCUUGUUUCAAUUUACAUCAGUUUUCAAAGGAUACCAUUAACUUGUGGCAGGCUGAAGACGAACUUUAAAUAAAUAUACCCCCUACACAAACAAAAAAAACAAUGUUCAGCAGAUUUGAAUAUUCCACAACUAUGUAAUGUCUUAAUUAGAAAAAAAAUUGUUUGUCAUCUUUGAGGAGUUGGAAAAUAACUCUGUCCAAUGUAAUUUAGUGGAAUCCAUGAGAUAUAUUAGGAACUUGUCAGUAAGACCUAAUAUCUCUUUUUUUAAUUUGGUAUUGAUUGCAAGAGCUGAAUUGUUUAAACCUCAUUUCUGUUCAAUCUCGUUGACAAAUGUCAGGUUAAGGCCUUUGGAGAAGAUCCAAGUCUGCAAAAAGAACAUUGAAAACUCCUGCCAAGGCCAAGUGAGUCAUUUCCAGCUGAGGCUGAAAAGUUGAAAUGUAUAUACUCAAGUAAGACUUGGCCACUUUGGAAACUAAAAUACCCUCAUUGUGCUUAUCAGUUUAGACAGGCACACCUGUUCUCUUUGCUAAUUUCCACUGAACAGAGCCAUCCUUUUCUUCUAGAAAACCAGAUAUUUACAAUGUAAAUAGCUGAACUGAUUCUAUUCUUCUCUGUAACUAAUAUGUAAUAAUUCACCGUCUUGUUGGAUCUUUUAAAAAAAGAUCACUGUAUGCCUAAAUGUAGUUGACCUCUGGCUAUUUCCUUGGUCAGGCAUGUACUGAGAAGGAAGAUCCCAGGGGCUUGUGUAUAUAAAGAAUGAUGUAUAUUUAGUAAAUUAAGUGGGACUUACGGCCAGUAUAUAUUAAACAACAGCAUCUCCAAAACCUAACUAGGAAAAUGAACUGUUCACCUUGCCACGUCCAUUCUGUAAUAAGACACCUGCCUGUAGACCUGCAUGAGCGGACUUCAAAGUAUAACUGACAUUAGGGACUGUAACAUAUAAGUGUUGAUUAAAAAAACCACAAAGCCAAUAAAAGUUCAGCAUAAAGACUGGGGGAUAAAUGUCCAACUUUGAAGCGGUAGCCAGAACCACUAAGCAUGGAUAAACUGAAAAUAUUACCAUUUCCCCCUCCGUACAUUAUUUUCUUUUUUCCCCUUCUGUGUUCCCUCUGGUUGGUGUAAGGGCCCCAUAUUGGCUUUGGCUUCAUUCAUCGAUAGUUUUGAGUUAUUAAAAGCAGAAAGGACUUUCCUUCCCCCUUCAUGUCAAAAGAAAAUCUUGUCUGAGUUCUUCUCGUGAAGAUACUUUUCACUGGUGUACUGAUUUGCUUUUGUUUAGUUGGUUUUUAGUGUUCCAGAUAAAUAACACAGUGUAGUAAACCAUAUUGAUAUAGGACCUCAUUAUGCAUGUCUUCUGCACCCAUUAACUUCAGUGAGACUUUGAGUGCACCAAGUCAUGUAGGGUCAGGAUUCAAAUGAAAUACUUUAAGUACUCUCUGUAUGAAGCCCCAAGUGCACCUCUGUGACUGUACAUUGGGAAAGCUGCUGAAUUUUACAGAAUGGGACCCUCCUUACCUGUGAAGAAGCUGUAGCCAAUGAGUGCCCUUCACUCCUCCUCCUCAGGGCACCUGUAUGAGGCCUGUGCUUUACUUAUGCCCUACUUUGAGGAGUUAGUGUUGUGGAGGCCUUGUUAAGGGCUCUCUGCACAGGGGUGUAUUUCACCGACUGAACAUGGAUGUAUGUCAAGACAGACUGUUCCAAUAAGGAAUGUUUGGGUUGCUUUCUUUAAGAACAAGCUCUAUACUAAUUUAAUUAAAAUAGUUUUGUCCAGGAAAUCCUAUUUGAUCUUCAUGUGGUGGGUGAAAUAAGAAAAGGCAAACAUAGUGAGCUCUUACAGCCCUCUCUGUUUUCUUGCCCCCUUUCCUUCACCCCUUAUUAAGUUAUGGAGAUAAAAAUCAGCCUAAAGCAACUCUCAACUUACUUCAAUGCCUUUAAGGAGCAGAAUAGAAAAGAGUGGGGUUUGGGUAACAUUACUGUUGUAAAUCAGUGAUAAGCAAGGAAUUCAAAUGUAUUUUUGUGUUUAGAUAGUGAUGGGAUUAGGCUUUGCAGAGCUGAGUCCCCUACACUAACCAGGCGAGCAUUGUGGUCUAUUCUUCUUCCAGUUUUCAUGCAAAGAAAUGGGCCAAAACUAAAACAUUUAAUUCAAACCCCAUUGAUUUGCUGCAGAAUUUGGAUUUAAAACCCAGGCUCCAAACACCUUUAUAAGAUUUUGGUUCCAAAAUGGAACGGGGUGGUGGUGGGAAUAUUUUCCAUUUAAAUGUACUUGAAAUCUUCCAACACAGGGUUUUUGUGAGGCUUGCACCUCUCCAGCAUAGAAGUAAAAGUCUUUGUGAGAACACUUCAUGAGAUCUCUGUAUCCAAAUCCACACACUAGCCAUAUUUUUACUUCAAACAAACCCUGAAUCCUAAAUUAUAGUGAUUCUAGAUCAGGAUCUGGCCAUUGCUGUUGCAUAUCACAUAAUGCCCAUUGACCUUUAUAGGGAGCUGUGGUUCAAGCACUUUAAAAUAAUAGACCUCUAACUUGAAAUUUCAGUUCUUUAGUCUGCUGGUCUCACUUUUAAUUUCACUUAUUUUGGUGAAAAGUAGUUUGUUAUAGAAAGAUUGGUUAUGGCAAAUAAUCUAUGUUGAAUAGCAUUUAUAGAAAUGAGGCAAAACUUUACCUGUUUGUUUGUUCAGAGCACAUAGGAAAGAGAGCAGUAUCAUCAUUGGGAUUAAGAUCAGCAAGUAAAUUUUGUGCCUGGCAAAAAUUCAUGAGGAGACUGUAAGGCUGGAUUAAGCAUAUUAGUGCAGGUUUUAAUUCAUCUUAGACGUUUGGCAUGGCUUCAGUCCAUUGGUGUGAUGGGAAACUAAAGCCUGAUGGUCCUGUAGAUGGAAACUGUGGCCAACAACCAGUCAUUUUGGCUUUCUCCACCUUACUAAUGGCACAAGCCUUUUCUUUUGGGGGUAGCAUUAUACUAUUGUUUAGAAAAAAUACAUUCUCCAAUUAAACUGCUCUCUGGCUAAGACCUUCCUCAAACCAAUACAAAUAAAGCAUGAACUCCAUUUUAGGUUAAUACACUGUGCCUUCUCCAGCAGAUGGUCAUGAUUUUUAAUCAUAAUGUUCUUCUGAACUCUCCUACUAACUGCACAGCUUGAAGCGCUUAGCUAGCAUGUCUUCAAGAAGAUGUGAUUAUGGGUCUCUUAGCAUAUAUGGUGCAUUGUGAGCAAGUUUAGUUGGUUUAAUUACUAGUGAUUUCUUAAUGGAUUUGUCAUAUUUUAAAAUGGGCCUCAGGGAAGGAUUAAUUAUUGUUUGUCUUGUUGAUGCCUCCGUCGAAGGCUCUGUCCAUAUCCCAGCAGGACACACAUUUGUAUAUAAUAGUAACUGGGCCAGUGAAAAAAAUAGCUACUUUUCUGAAUGCUUGUGCCAAGUCUCCUUAUAGGGAGCAGCUGGUUCUCGGCUCUGCAGUGAGAUACCGUAAAUGUGGAACAAAGGAUUUGAGCAUCUAAAACUUUUCCCGUUCAAAGGAGGAUUGUGAAAGGAAUUUCAAGAUGGUUAACUUCCAGCUCUGGCUGAUGUGAGAUGCAGGUAGAAAAUGUAUGAUCUCAUCUUAAUACAAACUAAAUUUUGGUUCCAGGAUAUUCGAGAUACAAGGUGGAUGAAGUCAUAUCUUUUACUAGAACAACCUCUGUUGGUGAGAGAGAAGCUUUCUAGCUACACAAAGCUCUCUUGCUUGUCUCUUUCACCAAUAGAAGUUGGUCCAAUAAAAAGCUAUUAACUCAUCCAUCUUGUUUCUCUACAAACUAUAUAGGCAGACAUUGAAAUAAUUCUCUUUCAUUUUCCAGGAACAACCAAUGGUUUAGGGGAUGUGUGGGGUGGAAAAUCUUUUAAGGUCAUCUGCUCACUGAUUGACAUAUGUUAGGGCGGAAAAGUCCUGUAUAGAUAUGGGCAAGAAAUCAUCUGCAGGUACCAUGAAAAUACCACACCGUCAUCAAUUCCUGCCUAACAUCUGAAGAAGCACAAAUGAAGUGGAAUUGGACCAUUGAUUCCAGUAUGUGACAGGGAUCAGUCCCUGAGGCAUCAGGCGGUGGAAAACACCCCUCCAUGUGCCGUAGUAUAUAUGAUGGUGCAGAAAACAGUUCUUCUUGGUGAUCAGUUUAUGCCAGGAGGCAUCAGGAUUAUUUGCCUUACAUUCUCCAAAACCAGAUCUUAUCUUUUCAGCUUCAGUCCUACUGCCUUAUCCUAAAACUAGGGAAAAGAAUUACUAGUGGGCUGAACUCUGAUGAGACCCCAAACCAGGAGGAGAGAUUUGCGGGGUCCCUACAAAUCAAAUGUGGACCAGGUUUGCCAAUGAGGUUAAAAAAAACGCAAACAAAACAAGCCUUGAGGCUAACCUGAAACAAAUUUAGAGUGAACCUACACUCUUUAUUGUAGAAUAUUGAUUUUUUUAAUGACCCUAAAUACUGUAUUAGCAAACCUAUCAUAAACUGCCCUGGUUGCAGCUCUUGCUGUAAGGUUUACAUAAGGACAGGCUAUGUUUCAGGUAAAACAAUCAGACUCAAUCGUGCAUGAUUUGAACCCCAAUUUAAGGGAGUAUGAACAAAGAGAAAUUUAAAUGAAGAGUUUGCAUAAAACCUUUCUAAAAAGCAAAACUGCUAAUUUCCGUAGAACCCCUAGCCAGAAGUGGGAGGACUAAGAAAAAGAGAGGGACUGCUAUCUGAAGUGGGAGGACUAAGAAAAAGAGAGGGACUGCUAUUUAAAGUCACUGCACCUAGUGAGAAAUGAAACCCUAUAUCUAAAUAUUGUGAACUUUGGAGUUCUAAGGCAGAGCCCUGGUCAAACUUCAGCUCAAGCCCAAUGACAUAUCAUGUGGGUUCUUAGCAGUGGCAGAGGAUUGCUUUUUGUAUUCAGUUUCCUGAAAGGUCAGUGCAUAUUAUUUAAGCGUAAAUGCACUUACCCCUCGUGUUCUCUCUGGCACUGUUGACCCUCUCAUCCUCUUCCCCACUCAAAAAGAGUGUGGCAAAUUCAACGUGCCUGGAUAAUUCAGCGACACUCACAGUUGGUGAUUCCAGUUGGACAAGUGGCAGCACUACUGAGCUGCUUGCUUUUAUCUUGCGGACCUCCUGCAUGAUCAGUUCAAAUGGAAUGAGUAUGUUAAUGGCAGAGGCAAUAAAAUUACAGUGUCACUACAAUCUUUCACUCACAAGCAGCAAAAUGUAGGAUUGCUAAAACUUAGGGAAUGAAUUGUUGCAAUGAGUGUUAACUACCCUUUCUCCUUUUCUGGUGUUAGUGACAUUGACCGAAUAACAGUGUGGCCCCCUAACAUCUUUAACAGUGCAGCAUACAAUGCAAUCUACAUAGGCACAGCCACUACCCUUUAAUGCACAAAAUGUGUUGAUGCCAUUGUGACACACAAUGAAGCCAGAGCUCAGGGACUUGGAUAAAGAUUCCACUCCAGAUUUGCAAUGCAUCUCUUUCAGCAAGUUGACUGUAGUAUUGUUUUAAUUGCAAACCCUUUAGUGGACAUAGCACACACUGGGUUUAGAGCUGGACAGGGCAGAGUUGACAACCAAGAAUAUUCCCCAAUUAUUCCCUGCCGAUGCUGGUUUGUAUUACUGUAGGGAGUUAAAACUUACUUCUCCUAUGACUGCAGUUUUCACAUGACUCUUCUGAUUGUGGCCCUGUAAAGCUGUAUGUAUAACCUCUUUUAGAAGAACACAAGUGAAGGAACAUGAGGUGAAGCAAGAUCAUCAUCUAAAGGCAAGAAUGUGCUGAAGGCAUCACUGGAAACCAAACCAGUACUCCUAUCAGUUCUGUACUGCAUUUCUUCCCCUACUCUGUGAAAACUGGGCAGUUUAUCAUGUUCUUGAUGAUCAUGGACAUUUCAGGUAAUGCUGCUUUUCUUGGAACAAGCACGUUUCUGCAGCAAGUUUACUGUUUAAAAAAAAAAAACAGUUGCCAGUUACCUUUAUGGCGUUAGUUGUGUCUUCUCCAUGGGAAGACAAUGCAGGAAAAACUCAGAUGGAUCCUUCAGAAGUGUCACUGGCAGAUACAUUUUCAAAGCAUUGUAUGGGAUUUUAGCCAUGGUGAGUCCUGUGAAAAUCAUUUGCAAGCCUGUGCCUAAAAUCCCUCAAAAGUUGGAAGAAAGUAUGUUCAUUUACACACUAGGGUUUCUCCAGCUGGUACCAACCGCUGAUAAGCAUGAGACUAGUUUGAUGAAACUCACCUCCACACAAGAAAAUGAAUGUGUCAAAAUGGAGAUGACAUGCUUGCAUUGUUCUCUCUUUCAGAUAGCUUGGUGGUUUAGUUUGCUGUAAUAUAGGAAAGGGGAAUUAUUUCCAGGGGGCAUAGCUACAUUGCUUUCUCCCCACCUUCACGUUGUCUUUGCUUCUUUCAUCUUUCCCUGGGGUUUCAUAUCAGUGGACUCUGUAAGAGCGUACAUGAAAUAAAAUAUAACCCCAAUGAGCCCUGAUACAGUAAAAGCUACUGGAGAAUGCUGUAAUUAUGUAGACCCCUGCUGAAAACCUCAUUUAAAGUAUGUUUAACACACAGCCUACUUCCCAAACAAAAGCAAGUUAUCUACCUGUAAUUCUUACCAUCUAAAAUCAAUUAUUUAGUGGAUUCCUACCCUUGGGUAUAUGCUUUCUAUUUGCACCCACACUGCAUAAGGUUGCUGAGGUAGUAGAAAGUGAGGGAUCUAUUGCAACUGGUAACUUUGGAGAAAAAUCACCUAUUUAGCUGUAAUUCUUGUUGCUUCCUAAAAAUAUAAUGUAUGAUGAAACCCUACAGUUAGGUCCAGCCUUCAAGUAUAAUAAAUUAAUACACAGUGAGGUCUCUCAGAGGAAGCAUAGAUCCAAAAUACUAUAUGUUUGAAGUAACCACUUUCAGAUCCAGUUUAGUGUAUAAUGAAAUUAUAUCUCUGAUGUGGUACAUCUGUCAGGUAAUCCAGAAACAAACUGCAGUUUGGCAGUGUUGGGAGCUGCCAUCAGAGAGGGUCUAACUUUGUCACCAUGCUAAUUAAUAUCUUCAUCUGUAAAUGGUCCCUUUUAGUAUCAUUCACAUAAGAGUGGCAGAAUCAGGUCCAAAGUGAGUGUGAUGUAGCUUUGAUAAGUUAUACCCACCUAUCGAAUUGGAAUAGUUUCAACUACCUGGUGUUCCAAAGAACCUACAUAUUUCCAAAUCACUUCUGAUUAAUCAUUCUCUAUUUAAAUUUAAGGGCUCAGUGAGGUUAGUAUGAUCAUCUACACAACCCUAAUGCUCCCUAGCAUAGCAAAAUUUAUGACAGUCUCUCCAUAAAGUUAAUUUCAUGUCUUCUAUUUGUAAGUAGAACACUCCAAUAAGAGAUAUUACAUCAGAUAUACAGUAGGUAAAAAUAAGAUCAAUGCAUUCUCUUUAAAAGAUGACAAUGUAGUAUGACACUUACUGAUUAAGGAAGUCAUUUUGCCCUGUCAGAAGGCUUUUUUUUUUAAUUGUGAUUAUUCUCAAAUCCAUGAUACAUUGUUUAGAGCAGAUGUCCCCCAAGAAAAGUCAUAUUUGUAUCAACCUUAUACUCUUCCUCUGAGGAACUAAUGAAUUUGCAUUUUAUAGCAAAGAACAUGCAAGGAGGGUAUAAUGCCACUGAAUUACUGGCAUACAUGCUAUAAGGGUAAUAUGCAAGGAACAGUGACAUCACAGCGUGAAUGAGAGCAAGAGCAUGUUAUGUUACUUUUGCAGAAAAAAAUCAAGUGGAAUAGGAUUUAGGGUAAUACAUAGCACCAAGAAAUUGAAGAAUGAGCUAUAGAGUUUCUGCUGUUUUCUAAGUAAAUGGCGAUUAUUUGCCAAGCCAAUUUUUCUGUAAAAUAGUGUCAAUUCAGUCAUCUCUUGAAUGAGAAAUUUAAGCAUAUGCAUUUCUCUAAGUGCCAGUUAUCUGCUAGUUUAAUAAAGAACUGAGGAUCUACCACAUUUUUUCCCUUUCAGUAUCGGAACACCUUUCCUGAAAUGCAAUCGGUAUCAUUAUUUACAGUAUCUAGAAAUGCACAGUAUGUGAAAUACAGUGAGACCUGUCUUAAGCCAUUGUCCAAAGAGAUGGCAAAAGUCAGUUAGAAGGUAGUGCAGAAUUGGUCUUAAGGGACCUGAUUCUGUAUUGCCUCGUGGCAUGGUUCAUACACGUGAAAAUUUGUGCAAUACUUGCCUAUUCUGAUUGGCAAGCGUGGUACACACACACCCCAGUAUUGACACAAGGGAUAUUAUGACAGGUUUCAGAGUAGCAGCCUUUUCUUUUUUCAGAUAGGAUGGGGAUGGAUGACCUUAGGCCCAAGGUAUUUGGGAGUGGUCUCAGCACGGGAGGCUGCCUAUUAAUUAGGGUGUCUUGUUCAGAUUUUACUGUAUGUAAUUUCAGUGCACUUUUUAAGGCACAAUGAAUGGUUAGGAGUUAUAUAACCAUAAUUCAAGGGUAUUACAAGGCAUAGAGUCAUUCUUUUUAUUUUUCCAGGAAUGCAAUUGUCUCAUUCGUAAUAAUAGAUGUAGCACAGCUUUAUUGCUAUUGCUUAAACCUUCGUGAGGGAAGAAAAGGAAGUAGGCUAUAAUGAGUGUUGAACAAUAGUUUCAGCCAAGCCAUGUGAUUUACAUAAAUUAAAGAACUGGUACCUUAUUAGCAUGCUGAUCAGCCAGUCAGAACAACUCUGUCAUUAUAAGCAAUUUUGUAGCUGGUGCUACGUUUAGCAUUGCAAACUGAUGGAUGCACACCUGAGAGUCAUGUCAGUAGGAAAUGAUUUCAUUAUAAUCAUUACUGUGUUAAUAGAUACCAAAUUAAAUCAGCACAGUGGGACAAAGCAACAUAUUCUGAUUGGAAAUGGUCUUCAUACAGGAAAAUGCUUGAAAAAAAAAUUAAACUGCUACUUACAGCCCAGAUCCUAAGUGGAAUUCCACACCACCACCUGUGCUGGUGGAGGGCCAGGUUUGGAGACCCUCUGCCAGGAGAUACGCUUUCCCCUACAGUGUGCUGCCCCUUCACUGGUUGUUCUCCCUCCUCUAAAGGAGGGAAGAGGAGUAAGGGGAGGCAUGUCAAAAGAACAGCCGAUGAGUUCACACAGAGUGUGAAUCUGUAAAUGCCAAGCCCCUGCACUAGAGGGAAGCUGCAGGCCAUGGCACCUGUUCCGCCUUCCAUAACCUGGGGGAGUUUCUCUGCUGUGACUUGCUUCAGCACAGUGACCUGGACACAGUUACUUAGGCUUGGCACUCGUUUUCAGAAUUUACAAACGCACAAUUUGAUUGACGCUUUUUGUUCUAGUUGUCACGUCCAUCACUGAGCAACAGAAAAUGCAACAUUGUUUUCACAUGGAAUUUUAGUGUGACCUUUUGGUUAGCUGGCAGAAUUCUACAUUAAGUCUCUCACCAGGCCUGUUUUAACCAACUCCCAGGACUUUGACUUACCUCCCCUUAAACACAGAAGACUGAGGCAGGCAGCUCUCAAGGCUGGAAAAGAAAAUGCCAUUCUUCAGGCCUGCAGGAUUUAAAACAAUGACUGAAAGGCGAUUUUAACUAACAGGAGGGUAAUAAAUUCUGGAGUGC